This is a messenger RNA of Daldinia loculata, 2284 nucleotides long. RefSeq names its product FAD/NAD(P)-binding domain-containing protein. The record is from RefSeq and is a predicted model, not a curated record. Lineage: Eukaryota; Fungi; Ascomycota; Sordariomycetes; Xylariales; Hypoxylaceae. Bases 305 to 1945 code for a protein of 546 amino acids. The transcript is spliced from 4 exons. Gene Ontology annotation, molecular function: N,N-dimethylaniline monooxygenase activity; NADP binding; flavin adenine dinucleotide binding.
AAAUGACGUAAUGGACAGGGUUACUCGGAAUGCUUCGACUUAUACCCAUGGGCCCUGACAAAGCUCAUCGUCAUGGAAGCGUCAAUUGUAAACCACCCCCCCUGGCUUGUCUGGCUAUUCAAAUUAGAUCAAUUGCUAUAUUAAUUAUUAGAGCUCUCUACCUUGUUUUAUCUCUCAAGCAAGUUUGAACUUUGGUUGUUUUAGCUCUCUUGUCAUUGUUGUCGUUAAGCUACCUAAGCUUGUAUACAAGCGCAUUCAGCUAUUCUCCCCGUUUGGCUUUCCAAGCUUAGGUACAUAGUCCGUUAUGUCUCCUCAGGAGAAAGCCUCCGAGGCUUGGUCCGACCUUCGAGCCGAAACUAGAAGAGGGCUCAAGGACUUGGACAAUCCCCUUAUUCAUCCGUUUCAUUUUAUAUCCGAGAUAAUCCAGUGGCAGUUCCAAUUCUACUUCAUCAUAUUUCAAUGGUUCGCAGACAAGCUAUUCUCCCCGACACCUCCGGGGCCAAGCACGAGGCUGGGGAGACCGAAGGUUGCGAUUAUCGGUGCAGGCAUUACCGGUGUGACAUCGGCAGCUCAUUGCAUUGGCCACGGAUUCGACGUGGUGAUAUUCGAGGCUGGGGACGAAAACAGCCUGGGAGGCAUCUGGAGCAAAGUGAACAACACCUCGAGCUUGCAAAUCCAUUCAUUUAUGUAUAGGUUUCAUCCGUCUGUUAAAUGGGAACAUGGUUAUCCAGACCGAAGGCAGAUUGUCAGCCAGGUCAAGCAGCUAUGGGAGCGAUAUGGACUAGACACGAAAACAAAAUUCAAUACCAAAGUCGAAAAAGUGUAUAAAGAUGAGAAGGGCCGCUGGAUCAUCAAUAACCCCGCAAACGGUAGAUUCGAAGGUAUCAUAGCGGCCGUAGGAACCUGCGGAGACCCCAAGAUGCCGAAGAUAGAUGGCAUGGAAAAAUUCAAGAAUCCUAUUUACCAUUCUAGCCAAUUGACUGGUAUUGACGCGAAAGAGAAAUCCAUGAUAAUUAUCGGCGGCGGCGCGUCGGCCGUUGAAGCUUUGGAAUAUGCUUCUGACGAGGGAGCAUCAAAGAUAUAUAUCCUAUCACGCAGCGACAAGUGGAUUAUUCCUCGCAACUGGCUUGUUGAUAUCUUACUUUCUUUGAAUAUUUGGGGGCAGGAGACUAUGUUGUCUGCUAUCCCGGAGGCGCUGCUGAAGAAAUUCUUCUACCGAGACCUACAAGACUUGGCACCAAACGAUAAGGGCAUAUUUAUGGACACGCCGAUGGUUAACUCUGAUGUCAUGGACAAACUCCGUUCCGGCCAAGCUGAGUGGAUACGGUGUGAUAUUGAAGAGUUUACCGAGACAGGUGUCUUAGUGAACAAGAGAGAUAAGGGAGUGCCGAAGGGAGGCCCCGGUCGAAAGGUCAAUAUCGAAGGCGACAUGGUAGUCAUGGCGACCGGAUAUAAGAGGCCAUCGUUGAGUUUCCUUCCGGAUGACUGCUUUAGUGAGUCGUAUGGCCCGCCCAACUGGUAUCUCCAAACGUUCCCUCCGCAGCAUCCCUCUAUUUCGGCCAUCAACUGCACUUAUCUAUCGGCUAUUGGUACUGUUGGCAAUUGGCAUAUCGGCAUAUACACCCGGAUUCUUCUGAUGUUUCUCGUGGACCCCUUAACGCGCCCAUCCACGUUCUGGAUGAAACGCUGGAUCGAUAUGACCAAGGUCCUGAAAGCCACAGCUCCAACUGGUGCCUUUGACUUCUUUACAUACCUCGAACUGCUCUGGUGGUUCUUCUUCUGCGUUGCUAUUAACCCGUUCCGAUGGAAGUGGGCAUUCUUCGUCUUCUUCGGCUUGGGAUUUGCACUGCCUAAGCACGUGGUGGCCGCGGAGGAUCAGGUCCGAAACGGCAUAGGGCAUGCCGAGGCUGACGAGCGGAGUAGAGACGUCGGUAAAAGUUUUUAGGAAAUUAUUGACGAUAGAAGCCUCUCAUAUGGGCAUCGCUCGGACUGUCUUGAUAUCCAAGAAACCUCUGACCCCGGAAAUUCGGUGUCAGGCUGGUCGGACUACCAAGAAGCUCAACGUACAAUCGCCAUGUUGGACUCAAAUCUUAAUGGCCGCGAUGUCAUUUCUCACAAACGUGGCAGAUGCGACUAUCAUAACUAUCUUGAUGAUAGUCUACUAUACAGCAAUCCACUCUCCAAUCGCAAGAAACGAUGCUAUGUUACGAAAUUUGUGCGACCCGCAUCUAUCGAUGGUACUGAAAGAAACCCUUUCGAUAAGACUCUCGUGAGAGAUAAAUUC